Dictyostelium discoideum AX4 is the source of this 9474-nucleotide messenger RNA. It is a transcript of the gene atr1, whose product is annotated as protein kinase, Atypical group. The transcript is spliced from 5 exons. NCBI's taxonomy places the organism in Eukaryota, Evosea, Eumycetozoa, Dictyosteliales, Dictyosteliaceae. The record is from RefSeq and is a predicted model, not a curated record. Gene Ontology annotation, molecular function: protein serine kinase activity; protein serine/threonine kinase activity. Bases 1 to 9474 code for a protein of 3157 amino acids. Gene Ontology annotation, cellular component: nucleus.
AUGCCUAGUGAGCAAUUUCAAGAACAACAACGACAACAACAACAACAAUAUCAACAACAAUUAGAAAGAGAAAGACAAGAAAAAGAACAAAAUGAGAAAGAAUCACUCAUUUCAAAUUUAGUAAGCCUAAUUAUUGAAAUUCAACAAUUAGGUGGUAAUGAAUAUAAUUCACAAAAUCAUCCAAUCAAUUUAAGUAAAGAUUCAAUAGUAGAUGAUAAAAAUAAUAAAAAAGAUUUAGACACAACAUCAGUCACAAAUAAUAAUAAACAACAACAACAACAAAAUAAAACUACACAUAAAAUACAACAAAAAUAUGAAUUAUAUAUAUCACGAAUUAGAUCAAUAUUACCAGAAUUAAUAAAUUCACAUUUAGUAUCAACUGCAAGUAUAAGUGAUAUAAAUCAAAUUGUAAAAUUAAUUAGUUAUUUAAUUGAGAAAAUUCCAAAUAGUAGUUUAGCAAUUGGCGAUAGUAGUGGUGAUAUUUGCUUUUUCUUAUUCAAAUUGAUACCUUUUCUCUCACAUAAAUCAUCAACAAACAUUUGUAGUCAACAACAUCAACAAUUGGAUGAGAAUGAAGAAUUUACAGAGAAUUUAAUCACUGCAAUAAAAGCAAUGUUAAACUUCUUAAAUGAUGAUGCAAAUGUUUUAUUAUUAUUUUUUAAAGAAACAAUUUGUUUAUUUAAAGAUUGCAUUGAUUUUAUUAAAUGUUUAAAUAGUAGUAAUAAUCAACAAGAACAAGAAAAAUCAAUAUUUCCAAUGGUAUUAAAAACAUAUUGUGAAUUAUCGAGUUCAGUAAUUAUAAAUUCAAAUACAACAGGUAAUACAAGUAGUUAUUCAAAACAUUAUCAAUCUUUAGAUUUAUUAGUACAAACUGAAAUGGCAUUUAAUCAAUAUUCUAAAAAUAACAACAAUAAUAAUAAUAAUAAUAAUAAUAGUGAAAAAGAUAAGAAUAUUGAAAAAGAAAAGAGUAAUAGUAAUGAUGAUAAUAGUAAAUCAAUUGAUGAAGGUGUUAUUAUUGUAAUAUCAUCUAUUAAUCGUUUAAUUAAUCUUCAAUAUGGUUUAUUAGUAUCGAUUAGUAGUGUCAUUGAUAAUUUUUCACCAAUUUUAUAUUCAGUAUCAAUUGACCUUUGGGAUGUUUUAUCACAAUAUCUAUUUUUAUUAAAUGAUUUAAAACUUUCUUCAUUUAAAUAUAUGGCAAAUUUUAUUUAUUCUUUAUUAGUUUUAUUUGAAAAAUUAUUAAAAUUAUCAUCAAAUCAAAUACCUGCAUUAUUAUAUAAUAAUAUUGUUGGUCAAUUUUUUAAUGUUUUAUUACCAAUGAGUAUGUUACUCAAUGAUAAGGAUUGUUCAAAGAGAAGGGAAGAGAUUGACAUAAAAUUAACCUCAAUCAUACCAUUAUUAUUUUCAAAUGUACCAAGUUCAACAUUAUUUGAUUUCUCUUCAAUCAUUUUACCAAAUAUUUUAUUUAUUAUUAAUAAUACAAAUUUAACAGAAUUAAAGGUUUCAAUUUUAGAUAUUUAUUUAAAUAUAUUAAAAUUAUCAGAAUUACAAUUUAAAUCUAUUUAUAAUUUAGUACCUUUAUUUGGUGAUGAAGGUAUUCAUGAUAAAUUAUAUCAAUGUUUUGAUUAUGUUAUUAAUCAAUCCUAUUUAAUUGAUACUGAUGAUGAUGAUGAUGAUACUGAUAUUGAUAUAUCAUUAGAGAUUUUAAAUACAUUAAUUGAUUAUUCAAAUUGUUUAAAUAUUUCAAAUAUUUAUGAAAGUAUAUCAACAGUUACAAAUUCAGUAAAGGAUAAGAAUAUAGAUAAUAAUACUGAAAAUAUUGAAAAAGAUGAUGGUGAUGGUGGUGCUGGUGGUACUAGUGAAAAUGUUAAUAAUAAACAAAUUGAAAAUCAAAAAAGUAUUACAGAAGAUUCUAAACAACAACAACAACAACAACAACAACAACCAACAAUAGAACAACAAAAAUCAAUUAGAAUUUAUUUAAAAGCACUUCAUCUCAUUUUUAAAAUUUGUAAAAAUCAUCAUAAUAGAGUUUCAGUAAAAGAAUUAGUUAAUUUAUUCAUAAAUAAUUUAAAUUUUAUUUAUGAUUUAAUAAUUCAACAAAAAGAACUUGAUAAUUUAUUUUUAGAGGUUUUAAUGGAUUUAUUAAAAUUAUCAAGUACUGUAGAGAUUGAAUAUUUACAUAGAAUUUCAACAUUAAAAUCAAAUGAACAAUUAUUAGAAUCAUUAUUUAAAUUAUCAACAAUCGUAACAAAUCAUUCAACAAUAUUUAAUUUAACAAAGUAUGCUGAAAUAAUUAAUUCAAUUAAAGUGAUCUCUUUCUCUUUAGUUUGUUGGUUACCAUGCUCAUAUUAUGUUAAUGAAAGAGUUGAUAUUGUUUUAUCAACUUUAUCAUUAAAUAAAUCAUUGGUGAACUCAACAACAACAACAACAACAACAACAACAACAACAACAACAACAACAACAACAACUGCUACUACAAACACAACAACAACUACAGCUACAACAACAGAUAAAAGUUCAAGUCAACAAAAUGUUGGUGAAUCAAAUAAAAAUAAUCCAACUAUCGUAUCAAGUAGUCCGAUUUUAGUUAAUAUAUCAAGUGAUACAUCAUCUUCAAUGGGUGAUUCACAAGCUAUAAGUGCUAGUCAACAACAACAACGUAAUAAUAAUAAUAAUAAUAAGGGCGAAAAAUAUUUAUCAAAAUUAGAUCAAAAUUAUUUAAUUAAUGUUAUAAAAUUAUUGCCAGUAUUCAUUUCAAAUAUGUCACCAGUUAAUUCUUUAGCAACCAUUUCAACCAAUCAUCAAUAUCAAAUCAUGUGUAAUGACAUUAUAAAGAGAUUAGAGUCAAUAAUAGAUUUAAAUGUUACAAGUUUAAUUUUAGAUAUGGUUGGUGUAAUUGGUGGUAGUUUAUAUUGUUUGAAGGAAGGUUAUUGUUUCUUUGAGAAUCUAAAUAGAUGUACUUACUUAAACAAUAACAACAACAAUAACAACAACAACAACAACAACAACAACAACAACAACAACAACAAUAAUAAUAUUCAAGAACAAAAUAACCUUAUAAUAAUAAAUAACUCUAUUCUGCUCCAAAGAUUUACUGAUACUAAAAAUAAUAGAAUUAAAAUCGACCCAUUACUAUCAAAUUAUAAUAAUUUAGUUGGUUGUGGUAUUUUUGAAGGUGUUUGGUUACCAUUAUGUUCUUGUAAAUGUGUUACAGUUUCAUCAGUAUUAAAUACAAAUAUUGUUGAUUUAAAUUUAAAACCUUAUAGACCAAUUCAUAAAUCACCACCAUCAAACAAUAAUAAUAAUAAUAAUGAAAAAGAUGAAACAAUAAUGGAUAUUGAUAAAACGAAUAAUAAUGAACAAAUUUUAAUUUUAGAAUCAAAAUAUAAAGAGAAUAUUUUAUUUUCAAAAUUAUUUUUGGAAUAUCAUGACGGUCAAAAUUCCGAUUUGGAUAAUGAUACUUCAAUGAUGACUAGUGGUGGUGGUGAUGGUGAUCAUGAUUCUUCGAUAAAAUAUUUUUAUUUGGGAUUCACAUUUAAAAAUAUUUUAAUUCAUAAUUCACCAUUACCAUCAACAUCGAUUGAAGGUUUCUUUAAAUUUUAUUUAAAUCUUUUAUCGGCAAAUAGAAAUGAUAUCAUUAGAAAAUCAGUUAUAAAGAUUAUAAUUUCAAUGUUAAAAUUUAAUUAUCAAACUAAUCCAGAUGUUUUAACAAAUUUCUUUUAUCAAUUACAUCCACUUUAUUCAAAUAAAAGUGAAAGGGAGGAUAUUUUAUUUUCAAUUUUAUAUUUAUUAAAAAAAAUUGCAAAUUUAAUAAUUCAAUCACAAAAAGAUCAAUAUAUUUUAAAUAAUUCAUUAAAUAAUAAUAAUAAUAAUAAUAAUAAUAAUAAUGUUCAACAAUUAUCAUCUUCAAGUUCAUCACAUAAUAAUCAACUAAAUAAUAAUAAUACAACGACAACAAAUAAUGAUUCAAUAACAUGGCAAGAUAAAAUUUAUUCAAAUGAUUUUAUUUUAAUUAUAUUUUGUACUUUAAUUGAAAAUUUAUCAAGACAAACAACAAUUAAAGUUAAUUCAAUUGAAACCAUUGAAUUUAUUGCAAAGAAAUUAAAUCAAACACCAAAAACUUUAAUGAUGACAAAUAUGGCACAAUAUAUAAAUCCAAGAAUUAUUGAAAAUCUUUAUACAAAUAGACAAUCAUUGGUGGAAUUAUGUAGAUACUUUUUAGGGAUAGGGUUGAAUCAAUUUUUAAUUUCAUCUUUACCAACUGUUAUACCAGUAUUAAUUUUCAAGAGUUCAAAUAAUAUUUUAAAUUGUUUAAAAGAUGAAUUAAAAGAUUUAAAAGAACUUUGUGGUCAAGAUUAUUUAAUGGGAUUAAUAUUUGAAUAUAUUUUCAUUCAUGCUACCAGUGUGGAGAAUUUAACAAGUUGCAUUAUAUGCUUUUGUCGUUUUGCAGAUUUCAAUCAAGAUGCAGUGGUUUCAAAUUUACCAAAAUCAUUUAUCAAUUCGCUUAUAUUGAAUUUGGCCAAUGGUGAUGGUCAACAAGCAAAGAAAGCUUUAGAUUAUGUUAGUCAAUUCGUUGGUGGUGAUAUGACAUUUGACAAAUUCUUAAUUAAGGAAUUUUUAGGAUCAAUGAAUUUCUUUACCAUGAUAAUGACAAAUAAACAAAAGAGUACUCAAGAAAAGUUAACAAUGAUGACCAGUUUUCAUCGUUUAUUGGGUUUAAUGGGUCAAUCUGUGGAUUUAUUCAGACCAAAGAUUAUGGCAUUCUUAAGAUUAGCAAUUAAAACGCCAAUGGAGGAGAUUGCAAUCGAUGCUUGGUUUACUUUUAUUCAAUUAUUAAAAUUAGAUAGUAUUGGUCCAAUAUUAAAUCAAAUUGUAUUCUCAAUUUUACCAUUUGUACAAUCAUAUCCAGAGAAAUCUUUAUUAAUUUUCGAUUAUUUAAUUAUAAAGAAUCGUACUAUUUUAAAACCUUAUUUUAAAACUAUUCCUUUCCUACCAAAGGAAUAUACAGUCUUAAAACCUUACAUUCAAGAGUUAGAAUCUAGUUCAGCAAAUUUAACUACUCAAAUUAAACAAUUGAUGGAAUUAUUCUCAAAUGAAUCGAUUGAAGUUAAACUUAUGUCAACCAAUAAAUUAAAAGAAUUAUUAUCAGCCAAUAAAUCUAUAAUUCAUGAAAUGAUUCAAUUAGAUUCUGAUCCAAUUUUAAUAAAUGAUUUGGUUAAAUCUUUAUUAAUUGGUUGUAGAGAUCCAUACUUAAAGUUAAGUGUAAAUUUCUUAACAUGUCUUGGUGAAUUGGGUGCAAUUGAUCCUGUGAAAUUAGAUUUUAGUCUUAGAAAUCAAUCAACCGCUGAAAAGGAUAAAGUUCAAAUCGCUGCAGAAUUAAUUGAGAAAUAUUUAGCAAAGUUUGUUCUUUCACCAAGUAAUCCAACUCCACAAGAUAGAGCAGGUUAUGCAAUUCAAGAGAUUUUAAAAUGUUGUCAAGAUACAAAAUUAUCAGAGAAAUUAUCAAAUGAAUGUAAUGAUAUAAUUAAACCAUAUUAUUCUUCAGAAUAUAUGUUACCUUUAUUUUCAAAAAAGAAUAAUAAUUUAGUUGGUGGUGGUGGUGGUAAUGGUAAUGGUGGUGGUAAUGGUGUUAGUUCAUCUGGUUCAUCAUCAUGUUUUUAUGGUUCAAAUAUGACUUAUAAAAAAUGGAUAACAAGUUGGUUAUCUGAUUUAUUAUUUAAAACUAAAGGUUCACCAGGUUCAGCAAAUAAUGAUUUAGAUUCAAUAUUUAUGGCAUGUCGUGGUAUUAUAAAGGAUGAUUUAAAGAUUUGUCAUUAUCUUUUACCAUUGGUAAUUUUAAAUAUCAUUGAAUAUGGUAGAGAGAGUGAUAUUCAAUCAAUAAAGAAUGAAAUUUUAGAGGUAUUAAAUAAUAAUACAGAUCUUAGUACUGAUAAUGGUCAAAUUUGUACUCAAAUCAUUUUUCAUGUAAUCAAUAGUCUAAACAAUUGGAUCGAUGUUAGAAAGAGAAAAUAUUUUCUAACUCAACAACAAAGAACAGCCUCUCAAAAAGGAAAAUCAAAAAAGUUGGAAUCUCCACCAGAUGUUGUCGUAAUUGAACGUUUCUUAAAUGGUAUUCCAGAGAAAAUUUUAGCUUUUGCUUCCUAUAGAUGUGGUGCAUUAUCUACAUCAUUAAGUUAUAUGGAAUCAUUAAUUAGAAAUGAAACUAGUCAAAUAUUAAAACAACAACAACAACAACAUCAAUUAAAUCUACAAUUAAAUAUGCAACAACAAAAUUUACAAUAUCAACAACAACUUCAACAACAACAACCACAACAACAACAACAACAACAACAACAACAACAACAACAACAAGUUCAACAACAACAAAUUCCAAUAUUAAAUUCAUCACAACCAGCUUCAAUGGCAAGUGCUAGAGAAUUAGCAUUAAAUAAUAAUUUACAAUUAUUACAAAAGAUUUAUCAUGAAAUGGAUGAUAUUGAUGGUUUAAUAGGUUUAUCUCAUAAGAGAGUUGGUUCACCAUCGAAUGAAGAAAAGAUAGUUGAAUUGGAAAGUCAAGGAUUUUGGGGUGAUGCAUUACUUUAUUAUAAUACUGCAUUGGAAAGAUCACCAAUUAAUAUGGAUCUUAGAAUUGGAGCACUCAAUUGUCUAUUCAAUUUAGGUCAACAUGAAUCAUUAUUACUUCAAAUUGAAGGUUUAAAACAAGAACCAUGGUUAACUAAUAAAGAUCAAUCUAAACUUGGUACCAUUAAAAUUCAAUCAUCUUGGAGAUUAUCACAUUGGGAUAAAAUUGAUGAAACAUUAUCUCAAACACAUGAACCAAAUUUUGAAGCAUAUUUGGGUAGAAUUUUAUAUUCAUUGGUUAAAAAACAAGAAAAAGAAUUUAAUUCAAACCUAUUCCAAUGUAGAUCAUUUUUAGCUCAACUUUUAAAUGGUUCAGCUUUAGAUUCUUAUCAAAGAUGUUAUCCUUACUUAAUUCAAGCACAUAUCCUUGAAGAAAUUGAACAAAGUUAUAAAUUAAUUCAUUAUAAUGUAAUUCCAAUUGAAAAUGUUACAAUUACAAAUAAUAAUAAUAAUAUUGGUAAUAAUAACAAUAGUAAUAAUAAUAAUGUUCAAAAACAACAAAUGUUAAAGAAAUUAUUAUCUGAAUGGGAUGAUAGAUUAAAAAUUAUUCAACCAUCAUUUAAACUUAGAGAAAGUAUUCUUAGUGUUCGUAGAGAGAUCUUAGAGAUUGGUUCAUUCUCGAAAGAAGUUAUUGAUUGUUGGAUGAAAAUUGGAAAGUAUGCAAGACAUGAUAAAAAGUUUGAACUCUCUUUAAAUGCAAUUUUAAAACCAACACCAUCACAACAAGAUAAAUUCUAUUUCAUUGAACAUGCAAAAUUAAUGUGGAAUCAAGGUCAUAGUUUUGAAGCAAUUAAUAUUUUAACUCAAGAAUUAAAAAAUAAAUGGAAUCCAAUAAUUAAUAGUAAUAAUAACAGUAGUAAUAAUAGUAGUAGUAAUAUUAAUAUUAAUAAUGGUAGUAAAUUAUCAUUAUUAGGUUUACCACAAGAAGAUUUAUUUAUAAUUUCAAAAACUCAUUUAUUAAUUGCAAGAUGGAAACAACAAUGUGGUAUUACUCAUCAUUCAGAGCUAACUGAACAUUAUUCAAGUGCAACAGCUUUUGAAUGGGAGAAAGGUUUCUUUUUCCUAGGUAGAUAUUAUGAUUCACUUUUAUCAAAUCUUAAGAGGGUUAAUCAAAAUUCACCAAAUUCACCUCCAUUAGAUAGUGUUUCCUAUGUCGAUUAUACUAGAAAUAUCAUUUCAUCCUAUGGUCAAGCGGUUAUAUUAGGCCAUUCUUAUAUUUAUCAAACAUUAACUAGAAUUAUAGCAUUAUGGUGUGAACUUGGUGUAAUAUUUAGUGAUUUUAAAAUUCCAGAGAAAUCAACAAAAGUUACCUCUGAUUCAUUGGAAUCCAUAAAGAAAGCAAUGUCAAAACUAGAGUUGGAUGUACCUGCCUCAAAUUGGUUAAUGUUUUUAUCACAGGUUGCCUCAAGAAUCUGUCAUAAAAACACUGAUACAUGGUUAAUAUUGGAAAAAAUCAUUAUAAGGACAAUGAUAGAGUUUCCAAAACAAUCGAUUUGGAUCAUGAUGAUGCAAUAUCGUUCCAGUUCAUCCAUUAGAAAACAAAGAGCACGUACUUGUUUAGAAAAAGCCAGAAAAACUGAUGCAAUCAAAAAGAAUCAAGAUGAAACCAUUCUAUUGUGUGCACAAUUGCUCGCAGUUUCAAAUCAUCCAAAGAAAGCCAAUAAAAGAUAUAGUAUAAAAAUGUCUGAAAUCUUUAAGAAACUCUAUGAAAUGAAAGAUCUAACCGUUAUCUUACCACUUCAAUCCUCUUUAAAUGUUAGUUUACCACCAAAUGGUAAACCUGAUAAAUCCUAUCCAGCAUUUGGUUCAUUACCUUUGAUUGGUUCAUUCGAAGAUCAAAUCGAUAUUAUGCCAUCCCUUCAAGGCCCAAAGAAAAUCAAUGUUAACGAUCGUCAAGGUAAUAGAUACAGUUUCCUCCUCAAACCAAAUGAUGACCUUAGAAAAGAUCAACGUGUUAUGGAAUUCAAUACAAUGGUCAAUAAGCUCAUAAAGAAGGAUCCAGCUUGUAGAAAACGUAAUCUAAAGAUUAGAACUUACACUGUAAUUCCAUUCAACGAAGAGAGUGGUAUCAUUGAAUGGGUUUCAAAUACUGCCACCUUACGUUCCAUUCUUGGUGGUAUUUAUGAAACUAUGGAUACUAUAGGCAUCGAUAGAUUUAAUCAAAUGGUAAACGCUAAAAAGGAGAAACAUUAUCUAGAUCUCUUUGAAGAUUUCAAUAGAUUCUUCCCACCAGUACUACAUAAACAUUUCAUUACAAAUUUCCCUGAGCCUUCUGCUUGGUUAGAUGCAAGAGAUGCAUUUGCUCGAUCUUGUGCCAUCAUGUCAAUGGUUGGUAGUGUAUUGGGUUUGGGUGAUCGUCAUACUGAAAAUAUUCUAUUGGAUUCAAUUACUGGUGAAUGUGUUCAUAUCGAUUACAAUUGCUUGUUUUGGAAAGGUGAAACUUUUACUGUUCCAGAGAGAGUACCAUUCCGUUUAACUCGUAAUAUGGUAGAUGUUUUCGGAGUUUUAGGUGUUGAAGGUACAUUCAAAACAGUUUGUGAAAAUACAUUAAGAGUUCUUAGAUCAAAUAAAGAGGUUUUACUUCGUGUUUUGGAAAACUUUAUCUAUGAUCCUUUUCUUAUAUUAUUUGACAAGAAAAAUCAAAACUCUAAUAAUAAUAAUAAUACUCAUUUUGGUGAAGUUGAAAAUGAUCAAGCAGUUGAAAUUUUAAAAAGAAUUAGUGCAACAUUACAAGGCAUUCCAACAGUUGGUUUACAACUUUCAAUUGAAGGUCAAGUUAAUCAUUUAAUUCAAGAAGCUACUAAUCCAAAACAUUUAUGUAAUAUGUAUGUUGGUUGGUGUAGUUGGUAUUAA